This is a messenger RNA of Chlamydomonas reinhardtii, 2421 nucleotides long. RefSeq lists its product as uncharacterized. The transcript has 11 exons. Lineage: Eukaryota; Viridiplantae; Chlorophyta; Chlorophyceae; Chlamydomonadales; Chlamydomonadaceae. The record is from RefSeq and is a predicted model, not a curated record. Gene Ontology annotation, biological process: protein folding; protein peptidyl-prolyl isomerization. The coding region runs from base 36 to 638 and encodes 200 amino acids. Gene Ontology annotation, molecular function: peptidyl-prolyl cis-trans isomerase activity.
GGUUAUUGUGUUACAUUCACUUCACAUUCGUAAAAAUGGCCCUUCGCUCGAUUACCCGCGUCUCGGCGCGCACCGCCUGCCGCGCUGCCACGGCCGCUCGUCGCGCGGCCGUGACUGUGCGUGCGGCCCACAACCCCGCCGCCGUCACCAAGAAGGUCUACUUCGACGUGAACAUCGGCGCCAACUCGGCCGGCCGCGUGGUGAUUGGCCUGUACGGCAACGACGUGCCGGACACGGUGGAGAACUUCCGCGCGCUGUGCACCGGCGAGAAGGGCUUCGGCUACAAGGGCUCGGUCUUCCACCGCGUCAUCAAGCAGUUCAUGAUCCAGGGCGGUGACUUCACUGCCGGCAACGGCACCGGCGGCAAGUCCAUCUACGGCGCCCGCUUCAACGAUGAGAACUUCAAGUACAAGCACACCGGCCCCGGCAUCCUGUCCAUGGCCAACGCCGGCCCCAACACCAACGGCUCGCAGUUCUUCAUCUGCACCGUGGCCACCCCCUGGCUGGACGGCCGCCACGUGGUGUUCGGCGAGGUGGUGGAGGGGCUGGACGUGGUGGCCAAGGUGGAGAACUCGCCCACCGGCCGCGGCGACCGCCCCGUGGAGCCCAUCACCAUUGCUGCCUGCGGCGAGCUGUAGAGCGGCCCCGGCAGUACCGUAGUAGCGGUGUACGCAGCUGAGGGUGAUGUUUAUGACGGACGUGCGUGUUGUGGGGAGGGGUGUCGCAGCGUGCCAGCAGCGGGUGAAGCGCGGCAAAAGCGGCAUGAAGCUGAAUUUGUGAUGUGCAUGGUGAAGCCGAGUUUCGGGCUGUGGCUGUGACACGGCUGUAAGGCUGUAAGGGGUGUGUUGAUCGGACCCUGCUUGGGGUGCUGUAACAGGCAGUGGAAGCAUAUGUCUGAACAGCAGCGGCCGGCGGCGCGACAGCGUCGGCACCAGCUGGAACGUGAAACCUUGUGUAGCAGUUCCGCGACCACGUUCGCCCACCAUACUUGUCUAUCAAGAUAGUCUCAGCGAUCUGCUGCUGGUAUCCAAACCCAUAACGCAACCAUGGCAAGUAACCUCUCACUGCCCAAGCGGCUGGAAAUGCUGCCAACGGACGCGUGAAAGGUUGAACUGGACCACGAGUGAAGCUGUCGCCUCACCUCCGGGCCAUGAGGGGCGUGCAUGACAGCACGAUACACCCCGCAACUCGAUUGCACAUCAGGGCCUGCGAGGCGGACGCUUGGCAGCACGGACACGCGUCCCAACCUGGUGCAGCAAAAUGUGAAUUCCAGGGAGGGCUGCAGAUGUUGCGGGUUCGUUUUGCGACGCGGGCUCGCGGGUGCUUGCUAGGCUGCUAGAAGGCUUUCAAGGACUCGAGUAUGACCAAGGUAAACUCGUUUCCACCUCCUUUGCUUGCUGGUCAACGCGAAGGGCGCCUUACCAGAUGGAAGGGGGCGGGGGUAUAUCAUAAGCGGCUACGUCUUGCUUGAACGUGGAGCUUACACAGAGCUAAGAGUGGCAUAUGGUAUCAAUAGUAACUGUGUGAAGGAAGUCAUGCUUAGCACAGACGUCUGUGCUAAGCAUGACUUCUAGAAAAUUAGCCGCGUUCCUGUACUCAUUGCAGACUCUGCGUGCUAGCAUUCUGCGGGGCGAUUGAGCGGACUGAACCUGUUUUGUUCUGCUAUAUGCGCCUCCGGACUCAAAGGAGUUAGUGGGGCCGCAUGGACUACGACGCCAUGUAAAUGCUCAUGCUCAUAAGCUGGCCGACGACGAAACUCCUUUUCGUUUGACUCCUUCAAUCAACUACAAUCAACUUGUUCCAGUCGCUUGAGCCCAACCAAUCCUGCGAAACUAGAACUACUUUGUGAGCACCACGCUUAUCGGGCUUCAUGCCACACGCAGGAGGCGAAAGAAGAUGGAGGUUUUCAAGGUCGUCGCUGGCCCGGGCAUCAUAGCCGCGGGCUUUGUGGCAGCUAGCUACGUGUCUAGCCAGGGCUUCGUACAAGCUGCGGGUGUGCUGGGCACUCACUUCGAGGACGGUCUGAAGGGUCAUAUGGCCAGCGAAGGUGCUGGGCAGCACCUACUUGCAACCGGUUUUGAGCACUUGAGCAAGGCGGUCAAGGAUAGCAAGCCUUUCUUUCAUCUGCUGUCUUUUGGGAAGUAAGCGGUUUCCUUUAGAGCAUGCGGUAACCUGAAGGCUUUUCAGAAGGAUGUGAGGGUUCUCCGUGAGGUAUGAUGAGUUGCCUUCGGCAUUAGGUCUCUCAGUGUCUCUGUUUCUUUCGAUGACACGCACAUGGAAAGGAGCCUCGUUGAUAUGGCCAAAGAACUCGUGAUGUGACGCUGCUUGAUGGAAGGAUAGAAAAGCUGUAAAGUGAACAAAGUAAGUACCUAUGGUGUCACAGAAGCGCGUCUCGCGACACAAGCGUGUAAGGUUGGGGGU